This is a messenger RNA of Morone saxatilis (striped sea-bass), 585 nucleotides long. Its product is annotated as bryoporin-like. The record is from RefSeq and is a predicted model, not a curated record. Gene Ontology annotation, molecular function: channel activity. Gene Ontology annotation, biological process: cytolysis in another organism; monoatomic cation transport; pore complex assembly. Gene Ontology annotation, cellular component: pore complex. Lineage: Eukaryota; Metazoa; Chordata; Actinopteri; Moronidae.
AUGCCUAAAGGCAAGUUUACAGCCUUUGCGGAAACAGUGUGUUCUGUCAGCGAUGUUCUUGAUGCAGCAAUUUCAGUCGGUGGUAAUGCUGCUGGACUCAUUCCAACACACCGCCAGUGUUCCAUUGAGAUUACAAAUAAAUGCUCUAACUACACCCUCCGUAACCCCAGUUUACACACUGACAGUGGCUCCUGCACUGAACCUUUGCCGGGCACAUCCAUCGACCCGUCUAAAACUGGGAAUGCUCUGUUCACCAAGACUCCCAACACUGCUCGAGGAGCUGUUGGCGUCUUCACUUACAACCUCCUCAACCAAUCUGCAAAUGCAUCCACUGAGAAGAUAGCUGUCAUGUUCUCUGUGCCCUAUGAUUACAACCUGUACUCCAACUGGUACGCAGUGGGAAUCUUUGAUAAGAGUGUGUUAUGUGAUCAUGAUCUUUAUUAUCAGAUGUACAACAACACAGGCACGUUUGAAAGGAAAAAAGGGGGCCAAAGUAUUGAGUAUAGGAAAGAUAAUGUUACCAUCAUAGCAACAAUGACUGACACUUUCCAACCUGUCAUGCAUGUGGAGGUCAAAGACAAUUGA